Messenger RNA from Rosa rugosa (rugosa rose), 804 nucleotides. RefSeq lists its product as uncharacterized. The record is from RefSeq and is a predicted model, not a curated record. The coding region runs from base 1 to 804 and encodes 267 amino acids. The transcript is spliced from 4 exons. NCBI's taxonomy places the organism in Eukaryota, Viridiplantae, Streptophyta, Magnoliopsida, Rosales, Rosaceae.
AUGUCUCUGGCUAUGUCACUGUCAAGCUUGUAUCUAGUUGCUUAUGCUAUUGUGGAUUCUGAAAAUGAGAGUAAUUGGAGAUUUUUUCUUGAGGUUUUGGCUGAAGAGUUUGCAAAACACUCUAUGUGGAGGGUGACGUUCAUUUCUGAUCGUCAUGUUGGGCUUGUUAGUGCUUUCCCUAGGGUGUUUCCCAAUAAUCCACAUGGGUUUUGUUUUAGACAUCUGAUGGCUAACCUUUCUGACAAAUUUCCAGCUGGUUCUUACCUUAAGGAUCGUAUUCCUCACUUGUUUAUGUGUUGUGCUUAUUCUCGCACACCGGAGAUGUAUGAGUUCAACAUGGAAAUCUUGAGGAGUGAAGGCGGCGACGUAGUUGCUCAAUUUCUGGAGGAUCUCCCCAAGGAGAACUGGUGUAUGGCUUACUUUAACGGCGAAAGAUUUGGUGAAAUGACAAAUAACUUGGCUGAGUCUUUCAAUAAUUGGGUGUUGCCUCUGAAGAGUCUUCAUGUUCUUGAUAUUAAUGAUGGGAUUAGAGUGAAGUCCAUGGCUUCAAUUGCUGCUCGGAAGCAGGAUGCUCAGGAAUGGUUGUCUGAGUUGUGCCCGGCGAUUGAAAAGAAGCUGAAGGAGAAUUUGGAAGUCGGAAGGCAUUGGAGAGUGAGCAGAUCUCUUACCUAUGUGUAUGAAGUUCACUGCCAGAAGUAUAAUAGCAUGAUUACCAAAUUGCUGGUUAUUGAUUUAAUGAUUUCAAAUCAGCAUUUACUCACUGCAAACGCAAACUUAAUUAUUAGAACUGUGGCAAUUGCAUAA